CAUCUACUCCGUAUUUUUUCCUGAUUCUCGGCCGCCUCCUCACCGUAAACGCUUCUUUUCCUUCGAUUCACUGUCAGCGAUAAUGAUUGGCGACGACGAAUCCAACCGGAGGGCUUGAACUCCGGCGGAGACCCCUUCGGCGACGACGGCGACUCCUCUCGUGAUUUCCGAAUUAAAUCUCAACAUCUGAGGGCCUUAACUCUGGCGGAUUCACUGUUUCUUCUUCUCUCUCGGCGAUGCAGCAGUGUGUAGUGCGUGUAAAUUUGCGUUGAGCUGUGCGUGAACUCUGUUGAUCGAAGGGACCCACUUGCGAUGGAUAAUGAGGGGUGUAAUACCCACUUGCGCUUGGUGUUAGUUGGGAAUCAUGUAGUGACUUUUCAGAAUGAUAUGUUUAGAAGGAAGGAUGUUGGUAGCAAGAUAAUCAUUGAUUGCCUGAACCACCAAAAAGCCAAAAUUACAGUUCAAGUGCAGGGUGAUGAAGAUCAGUCAACUGACACAGAGGUGGCACAUGAGGAGAGUUUUACUAAUGUGAAUGAUUUCAUUUCUCAAGAGCCAGGCAUACCUUUUCGUGAUGUGGAGAGCCCUCCUAGAAUGGAUGUUCCGAAUGAUGAGAUUCCCACCUUCAAUGUAACUACACAUCACGAGGAAACUCAGAACUCUAACCUGAAUGAUCAUUCCGGAGGCCAGCAACAUAACCAGGGCAACAGUGGCGAGCAUCACCGGAACCUACACAAUGAGGAAGGCGACAUGAAUGCGCAUAUGAGGAGGCCACGAGCUCAGCCUGGUAGAAGUGCCAAAGUUAGAGCUCAAGCUUCUUUGAAGGAUUUGGCAAAGAACAGUAAGGGGUCAAAAACAAGCCGUAGAUCAAGAAUAAGGACGACGUUGGUCAGGAAGAAUAACGUAACACCUAGCAGGCAACCAGCCAACGAUGUCGGGCCUUCUGAAUUCACUCCUUUUAGUGGACGGUCGCAUACACAGAGAGACUGCCAAUAGGGAUUCCCAAAACAACGAAGGUUUUGAUAUGCAUUCUGGAAGUCAUAACACGAGAAGCAACCCCAAUAUCGAAAAGUCCACAGGUUCUGAGCCAUCUUCAACCAAUCUUUUGUUAUUAGAGUUUCUAUGUUGUUUAUAUACGGAGGUUAGGACUUCCCGGGCAUGGCGAUGCUAUUUCAAUGGGUGGACUGAUAUCUGCGUUUCGAGAUUUUCUUCAUGAGCAUAUGCCGCAUCUCUCUGGAGUUUUGGAUUUGGUCGGCCCGGAGGCACUUCAGCGUGCGUUGGUGGCAAAUUUGAGAAGCAUUUUGUUGAAUUAUAAGAUGGAUGUUGAUAUAGCUGAGGGUAAUCUGCAUUUCACUGCAGAUAAAUGAGGUACUUUGCUUGUUCCAUAUAUGUUACUGCAUUGGGAAAACUUUCUGCCUUUUGAUCGUAUUUCUAUUUUAAUUUUCUAUGAUUUAGAUUAGGUAUCUUUUCCCUGGCAACUAGCCUUUUCCUCUGUAAUGAAACUUCUCUUACUCUUGCAUCUUACUUAUCUGUAUAAUGGAUAUCCCCUCUUAACUCUAAGAUCUUUUUAAUCGUUUUUUGAGGAAGAUUUGAUUUCAUUUAUUGCUCCGGAAAAACAAUGUUAUUUUUAAAUCCUAUAGAAUAUAAAAAAGUAUUUAGAACUAAAAUAUCCACCCUUAUUUUAUAAGAGCCUAUAAUGUUAAGCUCUGUUAUUUUAGUCAUAUUUUCGUUUUGCUCCGUCUUCUUCCCACCGCCGCCCAAGAUAACCUUAUCUCAUCAUUCUUAUUUCAUUCUCUCGACCAGUUCGCCUCUUCUUUGGCCAGGUAAAAUCGUCCCAAUUUUAUAUCAUGGAUUUGCUCAUUGGAAUUUCUUCUUCAACUUCUUGUUCUUCAAUUUCUGCAAAUUCUGCAGAUUUAGUAAGAACACCAUAUUCAUCUGCAGUUUCUUCUCUGUCAUCUCCUCCGGCUUCUCCUCUGUCAUCUGUGGAAGAAAGAUGAUUUUUCAAUGUAUAAUUCUAAGCUUUUCUCUGUA
Molecule: messenger RNA, 2028 nt
Organism: Cuscuta campestris
Lineage: Eukaryota; Viridiplantae; Streptophyta; Magnoliopsida; Solanales; Convolvulaceae
Source: the annotation of a GenBank genome assembly